Messenger RNA from Myripristis murdjan (pinecone soldierfish), 1841 nucleotides. RefSeq names its product olfactory receptor class A related 3, tandem duplicate 1 (gene ora3.1). Gene Ontology annotation, cellular component: membrane. Gene Ontology annotation, molecular function: G protein-coupled receptor activity. The record is from RefSeq and is a predicted model, not a curated record. The coding region runs from base 1 to 993 and encodes 330 amino acids. Gene Ontology annotation, biological process: G protein-coupled receptor signaling pathway. NCBI's taxonomy places the organism in Eukaryota, Metazoa, Chordata, Actinopteri, Holocentriformes, Holocentridae. The transcript is spliced from 5 exons.
AUGGAUGCCUCUAUGGAAGAGACUGAGGAGCUUGUUGGGAUGGGACUUCGUGUCUCUGUGUCCCCCGUACAAACUGCUUUUUACGUCAUCCUGGUCAUGCUGGGCAUCCUGGGCAAUGCCACCGUGGUCGGGGUGAUCGGUGAGAGUGUGUUAAAGGAUCCUGGUGGUGGACGUAACUCAGACAUCAUCAUAAUGAACAUGGCGCUGUCCAACCUUCUGGUUUCUGUGUUGAGGAACACACUGCUUGUCAUCUCAGACCUGGGACUUGAGCUGUACUCGUCUAAAGAAUGGUGUCAGUUCCUGAUGGGGAUCUGGGUGUGGCUUCGCUCGGUCAACGUGUGGUCAACGCUCUUCCUCAGUGCGUUCCACCUCCAGACCUUGAGGCGCGUGGCUCCUUCCAUGGGGACCAUUCACGGGCCCCGGGGCCCCCCCAAAACCCUGCUGCUGGGUCUAGGCCUCAUCUGGAUAGUCAACUUCAUCUAUUCCAUCCCUGCUCACAUCUUCUCCACUAGCGGGAACGAGAACAGCACAGAGACCCUGAUGCUGGUGAGCAGCACCACACGCCCUUUGCUGGGCUGUGUGUGGAACUUUCCCACUAGCUACAGCGGCCUCGCCUACGCUACCACAUCCAUGGUGAUCCACGAAACAAUUCCCAUUAUCCUGAUGGCCUUCACCAACCUGGGCUCCCUUUAUACCCUCUACGCCCAUGGCAGGAUGCGCAGCUCGGGGCAGGAUGCGCCCACCAUAAAACGGGUGCCAGCUGAGAGGCGAGCAGCCAAGGUGAUUCUAGCUCUCAUCAUGCUGUUCAUUGCAUCCUGGGGAACCAGCAUCAUCUCUGUCAACUAUUUCAACUACAAUCGUGGCUCCUCGGCUGAAUUUCUCCUGGUUAUCGCUCGUUUUGCCAACAUCAUUUUCAUUGCCAUGUCUCCUGUUGUUCUAGCAGUUGGACACCGGCGGCUGCGUUCUGUCAUCAAGUCUGUGCUGGCCCACUGACAGCUGGGAUGGCGACACAGACUGUGCGAUUGGUGUGAUGUUAUUGGACCUCCUCAUGUGUCCUGGCCUACAGUGUGCUCUGUUGAUGCGCUGCAUGGAGUCUGUGCUCACACAACACUGCUACUCAUAAAGCAGAAUUUACAUCAUCUUUCCUUGGAAAAAAAAAAAAAAAAAUCAAAGUACUUUAUGGAGACAAUGCUGAAGAUAAAAUGUCACCCAAAGCCAAACAACAUGUCUGUGUGAAAACAGAGCUGAUGUCGUGGAUGUGAAGGAGGAGUGCUACAAAGUGAUUAUUAGUUGUGUAACUGUGGAAAUUAAGGUUGCUGGGAGUCAUACCAUGUGACCCAGCUCCUGUUCACUUCACUCGAAUUCAACGUAAAGUAUCUUUAUGCAGCUAUUGUUGAUGGAUGAUGCGACUAAUUAAUUUUACAGACUUCUCCAAAUUAGAGGUCAAAAGAAAAAUCAUUUCAGUUGUGAAAUUUUUGUAUUGUUUAUGUUGUUAAUGAAAACAGUGAUUCUCAAAGUGCAAACAUCACUUUAUCAACAGGACCCCCAGCAAAAUGAAUAUUUCACUUUUAUCAAAUUUGUGAUUUAGCAUCAUUACACACUAUUGUCACUGUAAUACAGUAAAGAAACAUUUAGGCUAAAUCUUGUUCUGAGAGAGCCAUCUGGCCAAAUAAAUAGUUUAGUUUAGUCAUUAUGUAGAGGCAAAGUGGUUACAAACAGUAAUCAAAUACAAUGAUAAAAGACAAAGGCAAGGGAAACAGUUUGUACAGACGAGAGAGUAAAAUGGGGAAAAAUGAUUAAUAAUAAUUACACAAGUGAACUGCAUAAAAGGAUCUAAAUAA